Molecule: messenger RNA, 2674 nt
Organism: Diachasma alloeum
Lineage: Eukaryota; Metazoa; Arthropoda; Insecta; Hymenoptera; Braconidae
Product: glucose dehydrogenase [FAD, quinone]
Exons: 2
Coding region: 287-2239 (650 amino acids)
Molecular function (GO): oxidoreductase activity, acting on CH-OH group of donors; flavin adenine dinucleotide binding
Source: RefSeq, a predicted model, not a curated record
GUGUACGAUCGCCUGAGAGUCGAUUCUGGAAUAGACUCUCAGGUCUUUUCGGAGACGUCCAUUGACAAAUACUCAAUCACAUUAGUAGAUCUUAUUCUUACCCUAGAGCAAAUGCUAUUUGGUUUCUCUGCUGCUUAGUGAUUUAGAGUGCAGUGAUUUUUCUGGUGUAGGGAGGUUUUGUUUAUUGACCAAUGUUAGCGAAUGUGCACCUAUAAACCAUCACUGGCUCCAGAGGACGAUUUUCGCAUUUGAGUUCGCGGGGUUAGUAGCAAAGAUCGAGAUCAAGAUGCAGCUAUCUUUACAAUUAUUUGAUUUGAGGUCGUCAUAUGGUCGGAUAACCAUGAGUUGGUUGCUAUUAUUAUUGAGUCUUAUCGCGGUUUCUCAAGCGGAAAAAACCUACAUAAAUCUAUACGGUGAUGAACCAUUCAAUGGUAUCGAGAAUGUGUUAAAAACCAUAGCAGGUAUUCUGAAAUUUGCAUAUGACAGCAUACGAUUCAUGUUUUUGGAACCACCGGAGACAACCCCACAAAAUGGCGAUAAAUUCGAUUUCAUUGUCAUCGGAGCAGGAACAGCAGGUGCUGCAAUUGCUUCAAGGCUCAGUGAAAUAUCAGAUUUUCGGGUACUACUUAUUGAAGCAGGACGCAGUGAAAAUAUUGCUAUGAAUGUGCCUAUUAUUGUCAAUGAUCUGCAAUUCAGGGAUGACGUUAAUUGGAAAUAUCAAGCGGAGCCAUCUGAUAAUUAUUGCAGAGGAAUGACGGACAAACGAUGUAACUGGCCACGAGGUAAAGUGAUGGGUGGAAGUAGUGUGUUGAACUAUCUCAUCGCAACGAGAGGAGAUCCACGAGAUUAUGAUCGAUGGGCAGAGCUUGGAAAUGAAGGUUGGUCAUGGAAAGAGGUUCUACCGUACUUCAAAAAACUUGAAACUAUGGGUAUCCCAGAACUCAAAGAUAAAGAAGAUCACAAUGAUAAUGGUCCAGUUCAUAUCAAUGCUGCUGAUUUUCAGACGCCCCUCGCAGAAGCUUUCCUAGAAGCAGGAAAGGAACUCGGUUACAAAAUCAUUGAUUACAACAGUGCUGACCAGCCCGUUGGAUUUUCUUACCUCCAAACGACCAUAAAAGAUGGUAUGAGAUGCAGUAGUAGUAAGGCUUAUCUACAUCCAGCAAAAUCAAGGCCGAAUUUGUUAGUGACAAGGAAUACCAUAGUUUCAAAAGUGCUUAUUGAUGACGAUAAGCGAGCUAUUGGUGUAGAGUACUUUAAAGACGGCACAAUGUACCAAGUUUAUGCAGAGAAAGAAGUGAUCUUGAGUGCGGGUGCCAUUGGUAGUCCUCAAAUUCUGAUGUUAUCGGGAAUAGGCCCAGCUGAGCAUAUCAAAGAAAUUGGAAUAAAUCCAAUAGUUGAUCUUCCAGUCGGCGAAAAUUUAAUGGACCACAUUGCGUAUGGCCUCAUCUUUCAAGUCAACCAACCGGUAGGACUACACAUCUAUGACCUCAUCAACCCGACUAAUCCGUACUUAAGAGAUUAUUUGCUUUAUCGAACAGGACCAUUGACUGUGGCCGGUGGUUGUGAAGCACUAGCCUUUCUUGAUGUGGAUAGACCAAAUAAUCAUACUGCUUAUCCGAAUGUAGAAUUGCUAUUUAUAUCGUCUUCCUUUCUCACCGUCAGUAGAUCGCGUUAUGCUUUUGGAGUUUCAGAUGAUAUUUGGAAUGAAAUAUAUGCGGCUGAUGAACAUAGCUAUACUUGGAUGGUUUUCCCUAUGUUACUGAGACCUAAGAGCCGAGGGAAAAUUCUGCUACGUAAUGUCAGUAUUGAGAGUAAGCCGAUAAUUAUACCAAAUUAUAUGGCGGACAAACAGGAUGUCAGGGUUCUAAUUGAAGGUAUCAGAGCGACAUUGAAAAUUAGUGAAACUAAGGCUAUGCAGAGGUUCGGGAGCAAGUUAUUUCCAGCAAAGUUUAGAGAGUGUCAAGGUUUCGAGGAGAAUAGUGAUGAUUUUUGGGAAUGUGCGAUCAGAACUAUAACAAUGAAUAUAUAUCAUUACUCGGGGACGUGUAAAAUGGGCCCUCAGAAUGAUCCCACUGCAGUCGUCGAUGCAAGGCUAAGGGUACAUGGGAUAAAGAACCUGAGAGUAGCUGACGCAUCGAUAAUGCCUGAAAUUAUGUCGGGUCAUACCAACAUCCCCACUUAUAUGAUAGCUGAGAAAUUAUCAGACAUGGUGAAAGACGAUUGGGGAUAUCCAGUAUAGCACCCGUUGUAAAUAGAUCUCAAAUACAUUUAGAUAAUUUAUACCCCUAAUGACUCAUUGUAUUAUAGUUUAGAAAUUAAUGAAUUUCUCAGUUCAGUGCGGAGAAAAAAAAUUUGGAACAAGUACCUUUGAAAUUAUAGAAAGAAUUACCUUUUAAAUCGUAAUAUUAAUGCAUGAAAAAUUCAUUGAUUGCCUGUUAUUUUUGGAUUAUUAAGUAUAAUUCAUCGAAUUUUAAGUAAAAUUGCUGAAAACAACUUUUUACAUCCGGAUUAUGUAUCUUUGUGUCAUUUUCAUCUGCUCAUUACUGAUAAAAUUUCAUUAUAUGCGAUUAAACGUAUAUGUACAUAAUGUCUAGAGGUUCAUUCACGAAGUAUGAACUUGAUUAUAAACACCAUACUCCAUCCAGAAAAAGAAGAAUAUAAUUUUUUAAAAUAA